Molecule: messenger RNA, 122 nt
Organism: Dentiscutata heterogama
Lineage: Eukaryota; Fungi; Glomeromycota; Glomeromycetes; Diversisporales; Gigasporaceae
Source: the annotation of a GenBank genome assembly
GCGUUUUUAGAAAUCUUUUCGAUGUUUUGGAGCUGUUCUCUGGUAGUUUUCUGGAAAAUCUAUCAGAGAGAGGCUCCAAAAUGUCAAAGAGCUCUCUUCGACAUCUUGGAAUUGUUCUCUAG